AAGACAACGCGUGAUAUCCCGCCAACUUGUUGUGCAAAGGCAAGAUUUCUGCAAUCCCAACUGUUUUUUCCACUUCUUCAAGACAGAAGCAAUGGUGCGAACAAAGGCAGACGGUGCGGGUAGAAAAGCUGCUGGAGCAAAAGCCCCACGUAAAGCCUUGUCUAGUAGUGGCACGUCUAGCUCAUCAUCCUUGGCAUCCCCAAAAGCAGGAAACAAAUAUGGUGGAGGUAAUGUGGCAUGUCCUAGACCGGUACCAGACUGGCAGAAAGGUAUAUCAAACUUCUUCCCGAAAUCACCAAUGGGAAAAGGGAAGGAGAACCAAGAGCCGGAUAUUGUGGAGAUUGGAGAAGGCAGUGGAGUGGGAUGCAGUUCAGAAGGAAGCUCUUCAUCAUCCAGCAUAGAUCAAGGGGGGGACACUCAAGAUGUUGAAGACGUUUGAGACGUGAAGGAUUUAUCUCCCUUGAUGAUGUUUUUACACUGAUGACAGUCCAUGCAGAACUGAUGGAUUUGACAUAGUCAUGCCAGACGAAACGUUUGCCGACCUUGACUGACGUGGUCAAAAUUUGGCAAAGUGAAACUGUAAGCUGAACAGGGACAAAUCAACUAGUUAUGAACUGGUUUUGCCUUUGAAACUGUCAUUUGCUACAACCACCAAAUAAGAAAGAUAUUUUAACUUUGUACAAAUUUUCAUACAUCAUCAUCAUAUCUCAGUAUCAUCUCUUUAUAUGUAAAUUAUCAUUCCUGUAUUGUAAUAAAGAUGAUAAAAAUAAGUUGA
Liolophura sinensis is the source of this 775-nucleotide messenger RNA. Its product is annotated as PCNA-associated factor-like. The transcript is spliced from 4 exons. Gene Ontology annotation, molecular function: chromatin binding. Gene Ontology annotation, cellular component: nucleus. The coding region runs from base 92 to 439 and encodes 115 amino acids. Lineage: Eukaryota; Metazoa; Mollusca; Polyplacophora; Chitonida; Chitonidae. Gene Ontology annotation, biological process: translesion synthesis; regulation of cell cycle. The record is from RefSeq and is a predicted model, not a curated record.